UAAAAAUAAUCUGAAAGGAGAUAAUAUUUAAAAUUAAGAAAGUGAUUUAAGUAUCGAACUUGGUGACAUAAAAAAUAAUACUUUCUUUAUUCAUCCACACAAGUGAACAUCUUCAAUUGUAUUGAAAAUGUGUGACGUAGAUGUAAUGUUUAAUAAAUGUGAAUAAUUUUAUUUAAACAAGCGUUGUGAUUCACAUUAAAUCAGACUUUUCAAUAGAUACUACAAAUUUAGUUAAAAGAAGAAAAUCAGAUAAAAUCUAAUAUGGCAACAGAGGCGCAAAGAUUAAUAUCAAUAUCUCUAGCAAAGAUUGCAACUUCAAGAUGCGUGAGAGGUGGCAUUUCGUUGCACAAGAAUCUUUUAGUAGCAACUGUUUUGCAAAAAGCCCGUUAUAUUUUCAUGGAAGAAGCUUUUCACAUGGUACACGGUCACUAUAUAAAUCAAACAAAUAGUAAACUCAUACAAGGAUUACGUCAUGAGAAACACAAAGAGCGUAAUGUACGUCAAUACGAAAGUGUCGAUGAAAGGAAUGAGUCAAUAUCAUUUAAUGACUCAGAGCUCGAUCUUUUUUCAAAUAAUAUUGAUUCCGUUGAAAACUUAAAUUUCCCAAAUCACUCAAAUUGUAAUGCCACUGAAAAUAUGGAAGAUCUCAGUUGUGAUACAAAUAAUGAAGAGAGCCAUUCUUUUAAUUCACAAGAUUCCCAAGCAAAAUCAUCACUAGAAAAAAUUCAACUAGAUGUUAAAUCUAAAAUUUGCAAUCGAAAACGUCGAAAUGCUGAUUUUGAAAUAAACAAAGACUCAUCACUACUUCCGCCUAAACUAAAGCAAAUUAAAAUAGGCAGUAAUAAAACAAUGUCAAAUUUAAAUGAAAAUGAAGAAUUUAAAACAUCAAUAAAAAAAACAAAAAAUUAUGAUUAUAAUUUAAAGAAUAUUACAAACAGUUCAACUAUCAAUAGUGAAAAUUCAACAAAUAAAAGAGCAUCGUUAGAUUUUUUAUCCAAUGAUUUAAGCUCAACUAAUAAUAAUCAUUCACGAAAUAAAUUUUUGAACGUCAUGAUGACACCGUUAGAUAUGAGCUAUUCCACAUCUACAAAUAAAUCGAAUCUUCCAAUCUCACCAAUAUCAUCAUCAAUUGAUCGUAUUACUUCACUUGUAUCUAUUUUUAAUUUUGGAAACCUUCAACGAUCCGUCUCAGCGCCAGAUUUAUGUUCAUCAUCACAUCAUUGUCCUGUUGAUUGUUGCAGUUUACAACAACGUCAAAUUGCUAUGUCCGUUUAGUUCUACAUUCUUCUCUCAGACUAGAAACAUUGUUAUUUUACUUUAUUAUUCAAUCAACAACUAUUAGAAAAUUAGAAUUACCAGUAUUUUUUUUACCAGCAACACACU
Chironomus riparius is the source of this 1383-nucleotide messenger RNA. NCBI's taxonomy places the organism in Eukaryota, Metazoa, Arthropoda, Insecta, Diptera, Chironomidae. The record is from the annotation of a GenBank genome assembly.